GCCACUCUGCAUGUCGGGAGUUACGUUUCAAUCCAGUCUGUUUACGUCUGCGCUGCACAAACCUCAUAAACUGGAGGCAUUCGAUAAAGUCAGAGCGCAGCCUGUAAGGGAAACAGCAGAAGCAGGAUGAAAGGUAUCCUUAAGAGCUGACCUAAUGGCUUCCUCUUCCUCGGGAGCAGCAGUGGCCGAGAUUACGGCCUCCCCGGUUUCCAGCGGUAAAAUCACGGCGUCCGCUUCCCAGUCCCGGGCGAAGAAGCGACCGGCCAGCCCCGCUGUCGGUCCCUGCCAAGGCGCGGGCAGCAGCGGGAACAGCAGUAAGAAGAAGAAGCUGAGCUUCACCCCCUCUGGCCCCCAGGGGCAGGCUCCGUCCCUCGAUUCUCCUGUCGACCCAAAGGCCGCCGCCCCCUCCGAUCAGGCGGCAGUGGAGUCCUGCGUUGCUGCCAAACCACAGCCCUUUAAGGAUCCCAGUUUCGUGCACUCCGGGAUUGGUGGGGCGGCUGCGGGCAAGAAAAACCGCACGUGGAAGAACCUGAAGCAGAUCCUGGCUGCAGAGAAGGCCCUACCAUGGCAGCUGAACGACCCCAACUAUUACAACAUUGAUGCCCCUCCUUCUCUGAAACCAGCCAAGAAGUACUCUGACAUCUCUGGGCUUCCGGCCAGCUACACGGACCCCCAGACGAAGCUGCGCUUCGCUUCCAGUGAGGAGUUCUCCUAUAUCCGCCUGCUGCCCUCGGACGUGGUGACGGGCUACCUGGCUCUCCGCAAGGCCUCCUGCGCGGUGCCCUGAGGGUCCCGCCUCCUCCUGCGCGGUGCCCUGAGGGUCCCGCCGCCUCCUGCGCGGUGCCCUGAGGGUCCCGCCUCCUGCAUGUGGCUCACUGGGCUUUGGGGACCUGCCACUGCCCCAUGUGACUCAUCCAGCCUGAUACCCAGCGUGCUGAUGCCAUUCUACCCCUUAGAGGCAGCGGGUUUGUGGACGAUUUGGACGGAUGACAUCAGUAGGAGAAGAGCUGUUUUGUUAUCUCACGGACCUGUGAGAGAAAGCCCUCCUUUCAAGUAAAUGCACAAUGUUCUGUUCUCCUGGCAUUUAGAAGCUGAAGAAUUGGGUUUGUGAGCUAAUUGCAAUACUAGUUCCGUUAUUACCAGCCAGAGUCUCGUUCACGGAAAUGUAUUACCCAUUUCUGGUGUAAAUUUUAUCCCCCCCCUGUACAUUUGGGGAGCACUGGAGGACAUGGUGUGUACAGACAUAGUGAAACCCCUCCCUCCCGUUCAGGUUUCACCAAAGACCAGCAUCUCCUGUAAACUUACCAACCUGUUUUAGUGAGAGAGGAAAGCAAUGCAGUGGCUGCCCCACCUGGUUAAUGACCUUGCUGGUCGUCAGCAUGUCCUAUGCGCAUCUUCUGUGAAGAUCAGGCGACUUUGUUAAUCUGCUCUUAAAUACAUUUUAAUGGAUUAUA
Messenger RNA from Paramormyrops kingsleyae, 1454 nucleotides. The record is from RefSeq and is a predicted model, not a curated record. Lineage: Eukaryota; Metazoa; Chordata; Actinopteri; Osteoglossiformes; Mormyridae.